CUUGUUGCUUGGCCGUUUAUUUUGGAUUUUACAUUGGACAUCAACCUCCUCAAGUUUAUUUCAGCACACAUUUUUCUUCUAUCACACAAGAUUUCAAAUAUUUGUUUGAUUCAUUCGCCAAAUUUCUAUCAUAAAAAUGCCUUUCCAGAUUUCACUAAUCACCUCUUUCUUUACAAACAGAGAAUACACGGUUUCAUCAUAUGCUUUGUUGCUGGCCUAACUUGUACAUUAUUGUCAAUGAUUGUUUUCCUCAAUCCAAUCAAGUUUGGGAUAACAUUCACUCUUGGUAAUUUGCUUUCACUUGGAAGCACAGCAUUCCUCAUAGGUCCUAAACGACAAUUGACAAUGAUGCUCGAUCCUGUUCGUAUCUAUGCAACAGCAAUAUUCAUUGCAAGCAUUAUUAUUGCUUUGAUUUGUGCUCUUUAUGCUCAUAACAAGUUACUGACACUUCUGGCGAUUAUUUUGGAGUUUGGGGCCCUUGUUUGGUAUAGCUUGAGCUACAUUCCUUUUGCUAGAUCCAUGGUAUCCAAGAUCUUGGUUUCUUGCUUUGAUACUGAAUUUUAGGCUACACUUGAAAAAUGAAACCUAUAGCUUUGUCCAAUGAGCCGCAUUGCUUUGCUUGAUAUUUUUGCUGUGCUACAGAAAUCAGGUUUGGUUUUGGCUGGUUAAUUGGGAUUCACCAGUACCUGUCCCUUAUUCUCUGUAGUCAUUUUGUCUAGAUUAAUGGAAGCAUCAUCUUUUGCACUAGUGUUCUGUUGCCUAUGAAUCCAUGUAAAAGCAUUCUCUCUCAA
Messenger RNA from Neltuma alba, 791 nucleotides. RefSeq names its product vesicle transport protein SFT2B. Gene Ontology annotation, cellular component: membrane. Gene Ontology annotation, biological process: vesicle-mediated transport. The annotation marks the transcript as partial. Lineage: Eukaryota; Viridiplantae; Streptophyta; Magnoliopsida; Fabales; Fabaceae. The transcript is spliced from 5 exons. The record is from RefSeq and is a predicted model, not a curated record.